Messenger RNA from Portunus trituberculatus (swimming crab), 2101 nucleotides. RefSeq names its product lys-63-specific deubiquitinase BRCC36-like. Gene Ontology annotation, cellular component: BRISC complex; BRCA1-A complex. Gene Ontology annotation, biological process: double-strand break repair. Lineage: Eukaryota; Metazoa; Arthropoda; Malacostraca; Decapoda; Portunidae. Bases 286 to 1104 code for a protein of 272 amino acids. The record is from RefSeq and is a predicted model, not a curated record. Gene Ontology annotation, molecular function: polyubiquitin modification-dependent protein binding; metallopeptidase activity. The transcript is spliced from 8 exons.
UACAGGUACUGGUACCGGAACUUGCCCACCACUACUGCUCCGCCUGGGCCACAACACAACACACCACACCUGCCAGGCUUGCGUCUGUCCCCUGACCCGUUCUGUCCCUUGUGCUGGACUUCCUGAGACCAUCCAACAUUUCAUGCUCCACUGCCCGUGUUUCCACUCCCAUCACACUGAACUGUUCUCUGCUCUCCGUCGUUAGCAUCAUAGCAUUUGACUUGUCCACUCUCCUGGCGACCACAAGUGUCCAGCCUUCACUUGCAACGUCUGUCCAUCAGAACCAUGUGGGUGUCACAGGUCCGCCUGGCAGUGGAUGCCUACCUCGUGUGUCUCCACCACGCCCUCACCACGGAGAAGGAGGAGGUGAUGGGUCUGCUGGUUGGGGAAUUCAGUGAGGGAAGAGAAGUGGUGUGUGACAUCCACUCAGCCGUGACACUCAGGAGGUCAGACAAGAGGAAGGACCGAGUAGAAAUAUCUCCAGAGAUGCUAAUUGAGGCACAACAGAGAGCAGAGCAAAUGUCAGCAUCAAGUGGAAAGGAACUACACAUUGUCGGCUGGUACCAUUCACACCCUCACAUCACCGUGUGGCCUUCUGAUAUUGAUCUGCAGACUCAGGCUGGCUACCAGCAGAUGGACAGUCACUUCAUAGGACUCAUCUUCUCUGUCUAUAAUGAAGACAAAAAGACCAAGAUUGGCAACCAUCAAGUGACGUGCUUCCAGGCCAGCAACCAGAGCCCUGAGGGAGAGCCGCCUCAGUAUGUGCGCCUCCCUGUGCCCAUUGAGAUCCUGUCCACCCCAAUCCUGGCCUCCAACAACCAGCAAGCCUUAGAUAAUCUUUGUUCAACGCUUCAUGAGGAACAGAGCGAGUUUUUGCAGCUGUCCCGUCAGCAAGCAGGAGAAGACCCCGUGACACACCUCCACAAUAUUGCAGUGAUGGUGCAGAGUGUGUGUAGGCUGAGCAGUCUGGUUCUGGGGCCAUUGGUGUCACGUGUGGAGGAGCAACUCAGUCAUGUCCUCACCACCACAAAAUACCUCAAGCAGGAGGAGGAACACUUGAAGGAAUUAUCCUCUGAAAACAAUGUUGCUCUUCCUGUCCUAUAGGAAGCCAAAGGUUGUUUUAGGGAUGCAUUCAAACACCAAAGUUCUUCAUGCCAAGGCUCGUUAGGAUGAACAGGUUUCCAUUUUAUUUGUAUUAUGAUGUUUUUUUUUACUGUGUUGUAAUGAUUUGUAAUUAUAGGGACACUGUUAAGUUUGACAAGUAUAGACAUGGUUUUAGAAGUCAAAUGUUCAGCAUCCAUAGGUUAAGCUGUGUAUGUUAGUCAUUUGCUACUUAUGAUGAUUAUUUCUUAAUCAUCUUGCUUAUGUUUAUAAACAGUUAUCUGACUUUCCUAUUCACUAAUGUCAUACAAGCCACUAAUGAGCCUUGGUAUUGAAGAGAUCAAUUCUUGCUCUAUUUUUGUAGAAUUUGUAGGCCUGUGGGAAGAUUCUCUUUGCUAAAGAUCGUCAAUAUUAAUUGACUUUUGCUUAACCCUUCUCGUCACAUCUUCCUGUACAGGGCAUGGCACACUUAGUUGUGUGAAGGGCUGUGACAGAUUUACAGUGUGUAGGGAUAGAUCAAACUGCUAGAGUGUAGGGAGUGCCUCACCACCGUGGUGUAUAAGCCAUCAGUUGGGAACACUUUCCCAUAUAGUAUGUAUUUUUUUUAUUAUUAUUUUUAAUCUUUUUAGUUUAUUUUCAUCUUUUCUCUUUCAUGAUGAGUAGCCUACAUAUCUUCAAGGAACACAGAGAUGAUUACCUCAAUUCUCAUGAGUUUUCCAAUGAACAAUACAAAAUCUUAUGUAAAAUGUCUCUAGAAUCAGCAACAUUUUAAAGUCCCAAUAACUUUCAGUAAAUACUGCUAAACAGUCAGAAAACCACAAUGUCUUUGUGAAAACUCCUGCACUUUGUCUUGUUUGCAGUACGUUUGUGUUGUAGUGUCCAUAAACACACGAGGAUAAUAUAUGCACAUAAAUAAGUAAUGAUUUUUUAAUGUAAAAUAAUAAUAUUUACAUUACAUCUGAGAAAUAUUUUGAUAUAUAGAAUAAAUAUAUGAAGUUUA